Molecule: messenger RNA, 765 nt
Organism: Dromiciops gliroides (monito del monte)
Lineage: Eukaryota; Metazoa; Chordata; Mammalia; Microbiotheria; Microbiotheriidae
Gene: POGLUT3
Product: protein O-glucosyltransferase 3
Exons: 4
Source: RefSeq, a predicted model, not a curated record
AUGGGCUCCUCAGGUCUUUCCAGUGGAACUUUGAUGUUGGGCUGGAUGGUCAAAGAUCCUGACAUGGACUCUGCUUCUAGACCUCCUGGUGACUUUCUCUCCCAAACUUCUGAAGCUCCCAAGGUCAUAGCCACCUCUAAUAUCCUUCAUCUAAACAUAACAGGGGCCUUUGCAACAACAAGGAAACCUGGUAUUCCCUCUAGUCGCAGGCGUGGCCUCUCCUCCCCCACAUCUUUCCAGGUAGCACCGUGGGCAGAGGUGGCGCCGUGGUCUCCUUGCCGUUUCUGCUGUGGUGUCUGGGAGCUCUGUUCCUGGAAACAAGGUCUGGUGUGGGGCCCUGGAAUAGAAGCGAGGGUCGUUCUUCCAGUCAGGUAUUUUUAUCUCCAAGUUGUCAACUCUGCCGAGAGGAGGGAAUGCGAGGGAAGAGAACUCACGCGUUCACCCGCAGGACAAAAACCAUUCAGGGUUGGAAUCAGACCACUUUUACCACAAGAGUUAGUUCACAUUCAUAUCCCUAACCCUUUGGACAGAAACAAUGGCUCAUUUCAGAUAAGGUACUAGAUAUAUGGUAGUGUCAAAGAAGGGCUAAAGAUAAAUGUACUUUAUGGUGAAGAGCAUGCGUCUCGGUCUCCAUACAUUUUGAAAGCUAUGCUUCAAUCCAGCAAGCCUGAAAUCUACCAUGGAGUAGAGUUUAUUCCUUGGCCAAAUGACAGCACAUCCUCUUGCUACUGCCACAAGAGAAGGCCACUGAAGACAGAGCUUUAA